CAGAGAGACACUAGCGCACUCUGAUCGCAGGAGAUCUCCACAGCAGCUGGCACAUGCUUAGUCUGUUUACAAACAGAUGCAGUGUCAUAACCAGAGCCUCGUAUGCAACCAUCACUUCCAGGAUGCGUAUACCCAACCUCCCUUGGAUAAUACACAAGGCGCUGCCUCACGGUUUUCUUUUUUUCUACUUCUACACAAGAAACACUAAAAUGGGCUGUGCCAUUAAGGGGUUAAAGCAUACUUAUAUCUUCUCACAAGGGCCCUGUAUUCAGUAGAUGAAACGUUCCAAGCCGGUUCUGUCAGCCAACUAAAGAAUGUAGUUAAGUCAGUUUAGCCAGAAUAUCACUAUAAAAGCUGACUAGAGGACUAUAGAUCUUCAGUGCCACAUUGGAAGUGCCUCUGAGUUGUGGAAAAUGUGGGUGCACAAGCUGGUAGUCCUUUCUUUGGCACUUUCUGGAGUUUAUUCCUUGAAAUGUCAGGAUGCUUCUAUUUCUGAGAAGAAAAAAAAAAUUCUGAACUUGUUAGCGUGCUGGGAUGAGAACUCUGAAAGUGACGAUCAGUCUCAUUCUGGGUAUCCUACUGGUGGAUCGGACUAUGGGUACAGGAGCUGCAAGGAAAUUAAGAGUUCUGAUAGAUCUGCAAAGGAUGGAAUAUAUAUGUUGAUGACAGAAGAUGGGCUGAUGUAUCACGCCUACUGUGACAUGACAACCAACGGUGGAGGGUGGACCUUGGUGGCCAGUGUUCAUGAAAACAACAUGAAUGGUAAAUGUACAGUGGGAGAUCGCUGGUCCAGCCAGGAAGGAGACAACAUCAACAACCCAAAAGGUGAUGGUAACUGGGCCAACUACGCUACAUUUGGUCUACCUAUUGGAGCUACCAGCGAUGAUUAUAAGAAUCCUGGCUAUUUUGAUAUCACUGCUAAAGAUCUGAGUUUGUGGCAUGUUCCCAAUAAUACACCCUUGUCAGAGUGGAGAAAUGCUUCUCUCCUGAGAUAUCGCACAACCAACGGCUUCUUUAAUGAUGAGGGUGGUAACCUCUUCAACUUAUACAAAAAAUACCCAGUAGUGUACAAUGCCGGAGCCUGCCUUGCACAGAAUGGACCGGCUAUUCCAGUUGUGUACGACUUUGGAAGUGCUGGGAAGACAGCAUUAUAUUACUCCCCAAAUGGCGCAACACAGUUCACUGCCGGCUAUGUCCAGUUCCGGGCUAUUAAUAAUGAAAGAGCUUCCCUGGCUCUAUGUCCAGGUGUGAAGGUGACUGGAUGCGAUGUAGAACAUCACUGUAUUGGAGGAGGCGGUUACAUCCCAGAAGGAAACCCCAGACAAUGUGGAGACUUUGCUUCCUUUGACUGGGACGGUUAUGGAACACAUGUUGGAUGGAGUAGCUCCAAGGAAAUAACUGAAGCAGCCGUCCUCCUCUUCUAUCGCUAAUAUGGGCGAAUUAAAUAUUUAGUUGCUUCAUGCCUGGAAAAAAAUAAAAAAUAAAACAUUACCAUCUCUCUGUGA
Molecule: messenger RNA, 1505 nt
Organism: Hyla sarda
Lineage: Eukaryota; Metazoa; Chordata; Amphibia; Anura; Hylidae
Product: intelectin-1-like
Exons: 10
Coding region: 414-1430 (338 amino acids)
Molecular function (GO): oligosaccharide binding
Source: RefSeq, a predicted model, not a curated record